CCAAAAGCUCAAAUGCCUUUCUCUCUCUCUCGCGAAUAUCACUAGUUCUGUCUUUUGUUUCCCAAACCCCAAUCCAUGAAAAUGGAGAAAUCCUUCACUCUAGUUCAGACAGUUGUCACUGCAACAGUCUUCUCUGCGGUUUCCGGCUGGUACGGGUUCAUGUUCGGGAGAGAGUCUGCUCGCAAAGAGCUGGGCAGCUUGAUCGACGAUCUUCGCCGUCAAAAUCCCAACUCCGAUCCACCACCACCACCUCAUGCUUGAAUUCACUGGGGUACUUUUACUGUCACUCCCGAAAGUUUUUUUUUUUUUUUGGUUGUUGUUUCGGUAUUAACAAUUUUAAUUGGGUAUGCUGAAUUGGGUUUGAUUUGUAUGUCCUUUAGUUUUGAAGUAAUGAGUGAUGAUUACUAGUAACUGAUCUUGGAAAAUGUCAUGAAUUUUUUCAGUGUUCUGAUUUGGUGCCUUAAAAUUGUAAUUGAUUUUGGAGUGAGGGAGAGAAUGGAAUGCCAAAUUAAGAAAGAAAAAAAACACAAAAGAAGCUAAAGUAUAUGAUACGAAAAACCUGUUUGACCAAUGGGUUUAUAGGUUCUCUGUUUUUGUUUUGCCUGUUUUGCACUUUUUACGAACCAAACGUUUGUGAUGACUGAAACCCAAAAGAAAGGAUGUUUAUAAUAUUCCUGUCAAGAUAGAAUGCCAACAGUUUGGUUUGUAGCAAUGCUGAUGGAAUGCCAACACAUAAGGACUUCAGUAUAAUCUUUACACAAAAAAUAAAGGACUUUAGUAUAAUUCCAGUGCUGCAACACAAAUUUAAAUCAGCUAUAGGUUACUCAUCAAGAUUGUUACCUGCUGUAAACCCAUCGACAUGCUUCAUCUACUUCCCUUAUUGGUGAAAUUUGAUGAUUUACAUGAUGAUCGUGAAUUGGAACCAUAUGUUCGUAUAGCUGAUAAAGAUCAGUAUAGCUGCUUUGAUGUAUUUAUCACCAGCUACACAUUUAAGUUCUGAUAGUGAAGCCUAUAUAAUAUGAGUGAAAAAAUGACUUUCUAUACACAAUUUGUACACGUUUUUCAAGCUACCGUCUGAAAAAAAGAAAAAAGAAAAAGGGUUUUCAAGCAUAUAUCAUGCCACCAAACCAUUUGUCUCUUCAAAUGUUAUAAAUAGGGAAAUGGGCAUCAAAACCACAAUUCACCAAACCUACCAGUUUAGUUUUUGCAAAACUUCUCUUCAGUCUUGAGCAAAAUGGCCACAGCAACAAAGCUACUGCUAACAGACCUCAUGUCUGUUGUGAACCAUGUCCCCUCAAACUACAUUAGGCCCAUCUCUGACCGUCCAAAUCUCUCUGAUGUUCAGAUAUCAGAUGCCUCCUCCAUUCCUCUCAUUGAUCUCAAGGAUCUCCAUGGCCACAACCACUCUAAUAUUACCAAACAGAUUGGCCUAGCUUGCCAAACUGAUGGUUUCUUUCAGGUGAAAAAUCAUGGGGUGCCAGAGGAAAUGAUCAAAGACAUGUUAAGUAUAGCAAGUGAGUUUUUCAAUUUGCCAGAAAGUGAGAGGUUGAAGAUGUACUCAGAUGACCCUUCAAAGACCACAAGGCUUUCCACUAGUUUCAAUGUCAGGACUGAAAAACUUUCCAACUGGAGGGACUUUCUGAGACUCCAUUGCUACCCUCUUGAAGACUAUGUCCAAGAAUGGCCUAACAAUCCCCCAUCAUUCAGGGAGCAAGUGGGUGAGUAUUGCACAAGUGUGAGAGGGCUCGUGCUGAUAUUACUUGGGGCCAUAUCAGAAAGCUUGGGCUUAGAAAAGAACUAUAUUGUUGAGGCAUUAGGAAAGCAAGGCCAGCAUAUGGCUUUGAAUUACUAUCCACCCUGUCCAGAACCAGAGCUUACAUAUGGAUUGCCUGGACAUACAGAUUGUAACCUAAUCACCAUCCUUCUCCAAGAUGAUGUGCCUGGAUUGCAGGUCCUUAGAAAUGGCAAGUGGGUUGCUGUCAACCCCAUUCCCAACACUUUUAUUGUCAAUAUUGGUGACAUGAUGCAGGUAAUUGGCAAUGGUAAGUACAGAAGUGUGUUGCACAGAGCUGUGGUUAACUGCAACUCAGAGAGAAUAUCAAUUCCAACCUUCUACUGUCCAUCACCUGAUGCAGUGAUUGGGCCAGCCAAGGACCUGAUCAGCCAUGAUCAACCAGCCAUGUACAGGAACUUCACAUAUGCAGAAUACUUUGAGAAAUUCUGGAACAGAGGACUUGCAACUUCGUGCUGCUUAGACUUGUUCAAACCCAAUUUAUGAUCAUUGAUCAUGUAUGCGAAUUGUGCAAUUUUAUAUUAGCUUUGUGCAACUACCCAAAAUACCCUCAAUAAAAUUUUGCCCUUUUUUUGGGUUAAUGACGGUUUAGUACUAUGUGAUUACAGUGGUAAGGCCUGUUAGUCUAUGUCCUCUCAAUUUUUCUGCCAAA
Messenger RNA from Prunus avium (sweet cherry), 2444 nucleotides. RefSeq names its product protein DMR6-LIKE OXYGENASE 2-like. NCBI's taxonomy places the organism in Eukaryota, Viridiplantae, Streptophyta, Magnoliopsida, Rosales, Rosaceae. The record is from RefSeq and is a predicted model, not a curated record.